Molecule: messenger RNA, 3489 nt
Organism: Carica papaya (papaya)
Lineage: Eukaryota; Viridiplantae; Streptophyta; Magnoliopsida; Brassicales; Caricaceae
Source: RefSeq, a predicted model, not a curated record
UCGGAUGCUGAUUGGGCAGGAUGUCCUGAUGAUCGACGAUCAACUAGUGGAUUUGCUGUGUUCCUUGGAGUAAAUUUGAUUUCAUGGAGUUCAAGAAAGCAAGCUACAGUGUCCAGGUCAAGUACAGAGGCAGAGUACAAAGCCAUUGCAAAUCUAACUGCAGAAAUGAUCUGGAUCAAAUCAUUACUAAAGGAGCUUGGAGUGUAUCAAUCAAAGGCUCCUCGUCUCUGGUGUGAUAAUUUAGGAGCUACAUACUUGACUUCAAAUCCGAUGUUUCAUGCCAGAACGAAACAUAUUGAAGUUGACUUCCAUUUUGUUCGAGAGCAAGUGGCACGCAAGGCAAUGGAAGUUCGAUUCAUUUCAUCAAGUGAUCAAGUAGCUGAUAUUCUGACCAAACCACUGUCUAGAUAUCCUUUUAUUACUCAUUGUAACAAUCUCAACAUAUCCAGAACUUGUUGUGAUUGAGGGGAGCUGUUAGAAUUAGUCAAAUAACUGUUAUGUAAGUGGAGUAAGAUAAUGCACCAGUUGGUCCUUAGAAAUAGGAUCGUGGUGAUAAUGGAACCAUGUUUUUCUAUGUAAUCAGUUGAAUCAAUCUCAAUAUAAAUAGAACUGCUCUCUAUCGAGAGUUGUGUGGUUGGUAUAAUCAUUUCAAACAUAACUUGCAUAAAAUUUAAUAGAAGGGAGAAAAUCUUGAGAAUAUUUGCAUAAGGGCCUAGAUUUCAAAGUUAGAGAAAACCAUGAUAUAAAUUUGCAGUCAUGGAGAAAUUUAUCUGGUUGCAGCUCUCAGGUGGUGAUAAUCAUCCUCUUAGGAAGAUGAAGGGCAAACACAUCUUGUAAUGAGCUCAGCUGAUUAUAAGAUAAAAGGUGGUGAUUAUAUUCCUAAAAUAUCAGAUGUCUUUUGAGUCUUCCUGGGUUUCUUUCACCUCACUCUACCGGGAGUGUCUUAAUUAACUGGUUUAGGAAUUGGGAUUUUGUUGUUGUGUGUGCAGCCGGGGGGGUGUGGAAGGAGGGGAAGAGGGAGUUUGGUUGCUACCUUACUCCAUUUCGGUUUUCUUACUUCUUCUGGUUUGACCCUUUUUUGCUUUGUGAUAACAUAACUUGCAUAAAAUUUAAUACAAGGGAGAAAAUCUUGAGAAUAUUUGCAUAAGGGCCUAGAUUUCAAAGCAAGAGAAAACCAGGAUAAAAACUUGCAGCCAUGGAGAAAUUUGUCUGGUUGCAGCUCUCAGGUGGUGAUAAUCAUCCUCAUAGGAAGACAAAGGGCAAUUGUUCUUGUAAUGAGCUGAGCUGAUUAUAAGAUAAAAGGAAAAAAGAAAAAAAGAAAGAAAGAAAGUAGUGGAUGCCAUUUUGAAUCUGAAAACUGUCUGGUUUUGCAGUUGAUUUCCAGAGAAGUUCUGAUAGAGGACCUCCUAUAUAUUCCAGAGGGCUUUUUUUAUUCUCAAAGUUUCUAAUAAACAUAGCAGUAUGUGCUUUUAACUUGCAUAUAUGUUUAUUUGUGUUGCAGAUGACCUUAAUUGCAAAGUUAAAUAAUCCAUAUAUCGUGGAAUAUAAAGAUGCUUGGGUUGACAAGGGGAACUAUGUCUGUAUUGUAACUGGCUAUUGUGAAGGAGGGGACAUGGCUGAUAUUAUUAAGAAGGCGAAAGGAGUCUUUUUCCUGGAAGAGAAAAUCUGCAAAUGGCUAACUCAGUUGUUGCUAGCUGUGGACUACUUGCAUUCUAACCGUGUUCUCCACAGAGACCUUAAGUGCUCAAACAUAUUCCUCACGAAGGAAAGUGAUAUCCGGCUUGGUGACUUCGGUCUUGCAAAACUACUCAACACUGAAGACCUUGCUUCCUCGGUUGUUGGGACUCCGAAUUACAUGUGUCCUGAGCUCCUCGCAGAUAUACCAUAUGGCUAUAAAUCAGAUAUAUGGUCCCUUGGAUGCUGCAUGUUUGAGAUUGCAGCACAUCAACCGGCAUUCAGAGCUCCAGAUAUGGCUGGACUAAUCAACAAAAUAAACAGAUCAAUCAUUUCACCACUCCCAAUUGUGUAUUCCCCCACAUUGAAACAGAUUAUCAAAAGCAUGCUAAGGAAGAAUCCUGAACACAGACCAACAGCUUCAGAACUGUUAAGGCAUCCACAUUUGCAACCAUUUCUUCUCCGAUGUCGGAACUUUUCUUCUGUGUAUCUUCCAAUAAAGCCCACAAACAGCCCGAGGGAAAAAACUGGAAGAAAAUCGUUCUCUAACAAACCUAGUGGUGGCAAAGACAAGGGAAGCAGAGAUUAUUCUGCCAAAUCACUGCAGUUUGGAAAUGCAGAUCAAUUUCAGCAAAAUGCAGAUGAGCGUCCAAGUAGCUCAUCUCAUAGUGACAAACAAACUUCUACAUCAAGCAUAGAAGACAAUCUUGAGACAAAAAGGGUUGAUCCAACUAGCUGUAGCUCAGAAAUAGCCGAUAUUACUGAUAAUCCAAAGGAAACAUCUGCUGAUCUGGAAACUGGAAUUUGCAAUUCAGAAAAGCAAGCUGGUCUCAGCAGCAUACCCCAGGAGGAUGGUGCUUGCAUCCAGUCUACCUCAGAGACUGAAACUAAUUCUCGGCAUGAAGAACAAAAGAAACCGUCAGCUAAGGAUCUUCAAGAAAUCCGAGAGGUUGAUGACAAGGCCAUAUCUGCUAAAGAAGAAGAAACAUUCAGUUGCCAACAAGUCAAUGAAGGAGCCGAAACAGAAAGUGAGUAUGCUUCACCAGAGAAUUCCAGGAAAUUAUCAAUAUCCAGUGUGGACCAUACCACAAAUCAUGGGUUGAUUGAUGAUGAUAAGAGUACAUCAUCAACCAUAUUUGAACCUGACAUGGAGCCCAGGUCCUGCUCAGAUAAAAUACAGAAACCGGUAACAUGUACCGAAGGUGCUCAUAUAGACAGCUUUUCAUCCGAAAGUAAUGUUAUUCUUGCAUCUGGAACUGAAGUAGGAUCAGGAGCAGAUCAAAAUAGUUGCCCUGUGGAAAAAGAGAAAGAUGACGGCAAUGCAAUUACUCUAACGUCAAGCCAAAUAUCGUUGUUGAGUACACUUUCCGCAAUGGUUGGUGAUGAAAACAAGACAGACUGGGAAAACCCGAGUCAGCAAAGAGCCGACGCUUUAGAGUCGUUGCUGGAGCUAUGUGCAAGGCUACUUAAACAGGACAAAUUUGAAGAGCUGGCCGGUGUGCUGAGGCCAUUUGGAGAGGAAGUUGUAUCAUCCAGGGAAACUGCAAUUUGGUUGACAAAGAGCCUGAUAUCUGCACACAAGUUCAAUGGAGAAACCUAGUUGAUUGCCAUUAAUUUAUUAAUUAUAUUGUGAAAUAAUGUGUUUUUGCUUUUAGAUUUCUUUACCCCCAAAAAAAAAAAAAAGAACAAGCUUGUUGAUUAAAUUUCUGAGUGACUUGAUUGAGGAUUAGAGGCUUUAUAAACAGGGGUAUCCUGCAGGUUGCUUCACUCACCAUGUUCAUCCAUCCAUGGAAAUAAACUUUUACCUUCCUCAGA